Adineta steineri is the source of this 243-nucleotide messenger RNA. Lineage: Eukaryota; Metazoa; Rotifera; Eurotatoria; Adinetida; Adinetidae. The record is from the annotation of a GenBank genome assembly.
AUGAGUCACGGUACUGAUUCUAUGCAAUAUAAUUAUGCUGAACAAGUUUCAAAUGCUACACAGUAUAAUUAUACUGGACACGUUUUAAAUUCUACCCAAUAUAAUAUUGCUGAACAAUCUCAAGAAGCUCGAUUAAUAAGCCCUACUCAAGAUGACUUACAAAAAGCUCUACUCGACGAUGACGCCUAUCAAUCAACUAGAGAAUCAUGGAAUACUUCAGGUGCAACUUCCAGGCAUGAUUAA